This is a messenger RNA of Hevea brasiliensis (rubber tree), 1475 nucleotides long. Its product is annotated as patatin-like protein 3. Gene Ontology annotation, biological process: lipid metabolic process. Gene Ontology annotation, molecular function: monoacylglycerol lipase activity; glycerophospholipase activity. The transcript is spliced from 7 exons. The record is from RefSeq and is a predicted model, not a curated record. Bases 138 to 1355 code for a protein of 405 amino acids. NCBI's taxonomy places the organism in Eukaryota, Viridiplantae, Streptophyta, Magnoliopsida, Malpighiales, Euphorbiaceae.
CAGUUCUGACGCCUUGCAGAUUUUAUAUAAGCAUUUAAUUGGAGAGACCAAAUAAAUAAACAGAUGAGCCAGCGAAGAUUAUUACCAUCUUCAUUGUUCAUUUCUGAUUUUAGCUAACUUAAUUCAUUAGCUCAAGAAUGCAGAGAAGGGAAAGUUGCAAAGUUCAACCCCCAACAUAUGGUAAUCUUAUUACUGUCCUUAGUAUUGAUGGAGGAGGUGUUAGAGGAAUCAUCCCUGGAGUCAUUCUUGCUUUCCUUGAAUCUAAACUUCAGGAGCUUGAUGGUGAGGAUGCAAGACUUGCAGAUUAUUUUGAUGUGAUUGCAGGAACUAGUACUGGUGGUCUCAUAGCUGCCAUGUUAGCUGCACCAGAUGAAAAGGAACGUCCUCUAUUUGCUGCCAAAGAUAUAGUGUCCUUUUACCUUGAAAACUGUCCUAAAAUUUUCCCACAAACAGAGGGGAUACUAGCUUGGAUAGUAAAUUUGUGGAAAGUUCUAACUGGCUCCAAGUAUAAUGGCAAGUAUCUACACAAGCUAGUAAGAAGCAUAUUGAAGGACACAAAGUUGCAUCAAACCUUGACGAAUGUGGUUAUCCCAACUUUUGAUAUCAAGAAACUUCAGCCUACCAUCUUCUCUACAUAUCAGGUGACAUCCCACCCAGUGCUUGAUGCUCCACUCUCAGAUAUAUGCAUAGCCACCUCAGCAGCUCCAACUUUUCUCCCUGCUUAUUCUUUCGAGAACCAAGAUUCAGAUGGGAAUGUGCAAGAAUUUAACCUCAUUGAUGGUGGCGUGGCUGCUAGUAACCCAACUUUGAUUGCUAUUAGUGAAGUAACGAAGCAAACAAUGAAGAAGAACCCAGAUUUCUUCCCAAUCAAGCCCACCGAUUAUGCUCGUUAUCUUGUGAUUUCUCUGGGGACAGGCUCCAAGACAGAUGGAGAAAAAUACAAUUCUAAAAUGGCUUCCAAGUGGGGGGUUAUAAGUUGGUUAUAUUACAACGGGAGUACACCAUUAAUCGAUUGCUAUAGUAAAGCUAGUGCACAUAUGGUUGAUUAUCACAAUUGUGUAGUGUUUGAAGCCCUUCAUUCUGAAGACAAAUACCUACGAAUUGAUGAUGAUAAACUACAAGGGAACCUGUCUUCUGCUGAUUUAUCUACGACGAAAAACUUGGAUGAUCUGGUCAAAGUUGGAGAAAACUUGUUGAAGAGUCAAAUGUCACGCGUAAAUUUGGACACUGGACUCUAUGAACCAGUUGAAAAUGCUGGCACCUAUGAGCAAGCUCUCCAAAGGUUUGCGAAACUACUUUCAGAUGAAAAGAAGGUUCGCGAAUCAAGAUCACCACAAGCUAAGGCUUCAAAGUGAUUUCUUUUUUUUUUUCUUUUUUCCUUUUAAUAGAUGUAUCCAUUUUCGUGGCUUUUCAUGUUUGAAUUAUUGUAUUCAACUGAAAUCGCAACAAUAAUUUGGUGUAGCAUUUGUGUACUA